AUGGUUUUAAUAUUAAUGAAAUUUUUUUUGAAAAAAAUUAUUGAAGAUGAUGAAGAUAAACAAUUUGUUAUAGAUAAAAAUGAUUUUUAUUAUUUAAUUCGUUGUAAACCAAGAACAAAAGCUAAUAUUGGAUUUAAUGAUAUUGAAAGAAUUCAUUCCGCAGCAUUAGCUUUUAAUUGUUUUCCAGUUGUUGUAACAAACAAAAAUUAUUCCUUUAAAGCAAAAUCUAUCGCAGAAAAAAGAAAUGUAAUUCUAUCUUUUGAUAACACAAUUAUCAAUGAUAUAAAUCUUCAUAUUGAAAGAAAACUUAAUGAUGAAGAACUUAAUAUUCUUUCUAAUAUAUUAUACGGAUAA
Molecule: messenger RNA, 354 nt
Organism: Cetraspora pellucida
Lineage: Eukaryota; Fungi; Glomeromycota; Glomeromycetes; Diversisporales; Gigasporaceae
Source: the annotation of a GenBank genome assembly